Glarea lozoyensis ATCC 20868 is the source of this 852-nucleotide messenger RNA. RefSeq names its product S-adenosyl-L-methionine-dependent methyltransferase. The coding region runs from base 1 to 852 and encodes 283 amino acids. Lineage: Eukaryota; Fungi; Ascomycota; Leotiomycetes; Helotiales; Helotiaceae. Gene Ontology annotation, molecular function: O-methyltransferase activity. The transcript is spliced from 3 exons. The record is from RefSeq and is a predicted model, not a curated record.
AUGGCGAACUUUGAUGACCAAAAAGCGUACGCUACACAAGAAAACACCUUCUUUGAUGAUGGACGCGAAGAAGAGCUCGUGGAAUUUGUUACGAACCACCCAAGAAAAGAUGAGAUCAAAGGAUCCCCAGAGAAAGUCCUGCAGGCCAUCGAUGAAUUUGGCCGAACGAAGAAGUAUCUGAUGAACGUGGGCGAAGACAAGGGAAAGAUUGUCACAGACACAAUCAAAGAAAACAGACCUCAAGUGAUGGUGGAAUUAGGAGGAUACGUGGGCUACUCUACUAUCCUCUUUGGCGCGGCAGUACGCGAAGCUGGAGGCAAGAGAUACAUCUCACUCGAAAGAAGUCCGAAAUUUGCAAAAGUUAUUACGGACUUGGUAAAAUUUGCAGGCUUAGAUGGAUUCGUGGUUGUUUCGGUCGGACCAAGCAGUGACGGGAUCAGGAAGCUCCAUGGCGCUGGGCUUGACACGAUUGACAUGAUGUUUCUAGACCACUACAAGCCAGCUUACACCACUGAUCUGAAGCUCUGUGAGCAUCUGGGACUGAUCAAGAAGGGUACGGUGCUUGCGGCUGAUAAUGUCAUCAAGCCUGGAAACCCACCUUACUUGGAAUACGUACGAAGUACUCCCCAAGAAAAGAGGAAGAGGUUGACGGAAGAGAGAAAAUUGGAUACGGACAAUUUCGCAAAACGUACUGCGGAACAAUACGGUCAAGUUGAAGAGUUGAGUAGAGAGGCGCAGGGCAAUCCUAACAUCAUCUACGAGAGCAAGCUUAUCAACAGCUUCGAGCCCACUGGAGAACCGGAUGGGGUAGAAAUUACGAAAUGUGUGGGGUUUAAGGAGGAAUCGCAGUGA